Molecule: messenger RNA, 894 nt
Organism: Penicillium expansum
Lineage: Eukaryota; Fungi; Ascomycota; Eurotiomycetes; Eurotiales; Aspergillaceae
Product: sulfotransferase family protein
Exons: 2
Coding region: 1-894 (297 amino acids)
Source: RefSeq, a predicted model, not a curated record
AUGGAAACCACAAACAUGCAAAUGGACACGGAGAAGUCCAACUCCUGGCUCUACUACAAGCUCGGCAUCCACACCCUAGCCCUCGUCCUUCAAUCCGGCAUCACAAUCACCACCCCAGACCCCAAAGUAGACGCAAAACUGCAAGUAACAUCUGGUAUACACCAUGGAGGGACCAUCAAAGUCAUUGUUGCCGGACUCCCCCGCACAGGCACAAUGAGCAUGAAGCACGCGCUUGAAGAGCUAGGGUAUGGCUCAUGUUUUCACCUCGCCGAGCCCCUCUGCCAAUUUGACAACCUCCGCGAAAGCGCCGCCAUCGUCCAAACAAAGGACACGGCCCUCCGGCGGCGCAAGCUCGCCAAACUCUUCCAAGGCUGCGAAGUCACCCUCGAGGUUCCCGGAAGUGCAUGCCUACCCGACCUCCUGGAAAUGUACCCCAACGCGAAAGUCGUUCUGACAGAACGCACCUCCGCGGCCGUCUGGUUGCGCUCAUGGCGCGGCUUCGGUAUUGAUCUACGGUCUGAAUGUUUCCGCUGGGUCGGGUACUGGGUUCCCGGCAUUGUGGCUGCUAACGAUCUCUACCGCGGCUGGAUGCAGCUUUGUGCUGAGCGGCUAGGGGUCGAGGCCGAGCCGUCGGAGGAGCUGUACCAUGCGUACAAUGCGUGGGUGAAGAGCAUUGUGCCGCAGGAGAGACUGCUAGUCUUUAAGUGUCAGGAUGGGUGGGUGCCUCUAUGUGAGUUUUUGGGUAGGCAGAGGCCGAAUCGCUUCCCGCAUGGCAAUGAGGCAGGCUAUUUGCGGUAUUAUAAGCGGGUAGCGAUUAUGCUAGGGAUUUUCCUGUGGUUGAUUGUUCUUGCUAUGGCUAUUUUGUUAUUCUUUGCGUUUCCUUUGCUUGAGUAA